CAUUACAAAGAGACCUGCUCGGUGUUCUGGUCCAACUUUAAGCCCGGUUCUGGUCCCGAACUUUUCCCUCUGGUUCUUUCCGUGUUUUUCUCGCAGAAACAGCUGAAAUGUGGACCUGCUGGGAGGGUGGCGGUUCCUCCGGACGGGCGCUGGAGACUCUCCGCCCAGUAACGGUCCGGUGUUAGCCGGGCGGCGGCUAGCCCCUCUGCGCGCCCCGGUCCUCCGAGCAGCCCGGUCCACAUGGAGCGCAGAACUUUCUCCCGGUACUCCUGGAUCGACUUCGCCUUCUCGGUGGUGGGAGUUUGCACCUUCCUCUUCGACUGGGGCUCCGACCUGUGGCUGGCCAGGGAGUUCUACUGCCGGGGGGAACUCUUCUGGUUCGGGGUGUUGGUCAGCCUCAUGGUUCUGUCCUCCGUCGUGGUCCAGGUGUUCAGCUGGUUCUGGUUCCGGUACGAUCGCGAGCUGCCGGGGUUCGGCGAGCAGGCUGCCGGGACAGGAGGCGUGCUCUUCGGGGACCGAGUGAAGCUGUUCCGCCUGUUACACGUUCUCCAACUGGGCUUCCUGUGCAGACACAUCUCCGCCAUACGCCAGGGCUUCAGGGUGUGGUGGAGGAAGGAGGAGGGCUCCGAGUACGCCGUCUACCUCACGCACGAUCUGAGCAUGCUCCGUCUGAUCGAGACCUUCUGCGAGAGCGCCCCCCAGCUCGUCCUGAUGAUCUACGUCAUGCUCAGCGCCAACAAAGCCAGGACGGUCCAGUUCGUCAGCGUGGCGGCCUCCACCACCUCCAUCGCCUGGAUGGUGGUGGACUACCACCGCUCGCUGCGCGCCUUCCUGCCAGACAAGGCCGAGCAGCGCUGGGGUUCCUCGCUGGUCUACUUCCUGUGGAACCUGCUGCUGAUCGGGCCCCGCGUGGCGGCCCUCGCCCUCUUCUCCUCCGUCCUGCCCGGCUUCAUCGCGCUGCACUUCCUGCUGCUGUGGCCGGCGCUGGCGCUGUGGGCGUGGCGGCAGAGGACCCACUUCAUGGACAGCGCCGGGGGGGAGCGGCUGUACCGCGCCACCGUGGGCCUCAUCUGGUACUUCAGCUGGUUCAACGUGGCCGAGGGCCGCACGCUGGGCCGCAGCCUCAUCUACCACUCCUUCAUCAGCGUGGACGUGGCCGUGCUGCUCGCCACCUGGUGGCGCUACAGAGACCCGGCGCAGACGGCGGCGUACGGCCUGGCUCUGCUGGUCGCCCUGCCCCUCACCUACCUGCUGGGUCUGCUGCUCAAAGCCCUCUACUACUGCUGCUUCCACCCCAAGCUGCUGGGGCCCCUGGACAGGGACCCGGGGCCGCCGGCCGACCUGCCCGACUCUGACGCCGCCUUCAGGGCCUUCACCGUCCAGGACGAGGCGCCGGACUCCCGGCUGCUCAACCAGCGCAUGGCCCGCCACGCCGCUCACUUCUACAGCGGCGGGCGGGCCGAGGCGCCGCCUUCCUGAGGUCACAGGUCGCUGUCUGGGUCCGGCCCGCCUGGUUCUGCUGCAGCGGAUCUAACCGUGUGAACCGAGCCGAGACCCGAUCCGUGGAGCCUGGAGGAGAAAAGCCAGAAAAAACCAGCAGAAAACCUCAAACUCUGCAUUCCCUCAGAUGGAUGACGCUCCAGCGUCUGACCCGUUCUGACCCGUUCUGACCCGUUCUGACCUGGUCUGACCCGGUC
Messenger RNA from Fundulus heteroclitus (mummichog), 1697 nucleotides. RefSeq names its product XK, Kell blood group complex subunit-related family, member 8, tandem duplicate 3 (gene xkr8.3). Gene Ontology annotation, biological process: engulfment of apoptotic cell; phosphatidylserine exposure on apoptotic cell surface; apoptotic process involved in development. Gene Ontology annotation, cellular component: plasma membrane. The transcript has 3 exons. The record is from RefSeq and is a predicted model, not a curated record. NCBI's taxonomy places the organism in Eukaryota, Metazoa, Chordata, Actinopteri, Cyprinodontiformes, Fundulidae. The coding region runs from base 241 to 1479 and encodes 412 amino acids.